This is a messenger RNA of Oryctolagus cuniculus (rabbit), 18420 nucleotides long. RefSeq names its product protocadherin alpha subfamily C, 2 (gene PCDHAC2). Gene Ontology annotation, biological process: homophilic cell-cell adhesion. Gene Ontology annotation, molecular function: calcium ion binding. NCBI's taxonomy places the organism in Eukaryota, Metazoa, Chordata, Mammalia, Lagomorpha, Leporidae. Gene Ontology annotation, cellular component: plasma membrane. The record is from RefSeq and is a predicted model, not a curated record.
GGUUCACCCUCCAAUGGCUGCCAUGGCUGGCGCAUCGCGCUGAUCCAAAGCCAGGAGCCAGGUGCUUCUCCUGGUCUCCCAUGCGAGUGCAGGGCCCAAGCACUUGGGCCAUCCUCCACUGCACUCCCGGGCCAUAGCAGAGAGCCGGACUGGAAGAGGAGCAGCCGGGACAGAAUCCGGCGCCCUAACCGGGACUAGAACCCAGUGUGCUGGCACCACAGGUGGAGGAUUAGCCUAUUGAGCCACAGUGCUGGCCUAUGGUUUCUUUCAUAGUUAUCCUCUUUAGGAUUUACUGGGUUUAUUGAAUUUAUAGAUUUAUAAACUUUACUAAAUCUGGAAAAAAAUUUUGUCCUUUUUUCCUCAAAAUUUUUAGUUUUAAUUUCUCUCUCCUCUUCUGGACUUCAAUUAAAUACAUAUGAAACCUUUAUAUAUUUUCCAGUUUUACUAUAGUAUGGUUAAAGUUCCAUUUUUAAGAAUAUAUAUUCCUUCUGUAUUCUAUAUUGUUCUGUAAGUCUCUGAGACUCUAUUUUAUUUCAAUUCUUUCUCCCUUCAGAUUGGAUCAUUUCUAUUGAUCUGUUCUCGAUUCAUGGACUUUGGCAUCUCUUAUCUCCAUUCCUUUUAUUGUUAAGAUUGAUUUAUUUAUUUGAAAGGCAGAGUUACAGAGAAAGAGAGACAGAGCAUGAGCAAGAUCUUCUAUGUGCUGGUUCACUCUCCAAAUGUCUGCAACAGCCAGGGCUGGGCCAGGCUGAUCCUAGGAGCCAGGAACUUCUUCUAGAUCUCCCAUAUGGGUAGCAGGGGCCCAAAGACUUGGGCUUCCUUCCUGCUUUCCCAGGCACAUUAGCAAGGAGCUGAAUCAGAAGUGGAGCAGCCCAGGCUUGAAUUGGUGCUGCAGGCUGCAGCUUAGUCCUCUGUUCCACAGUGCUGGCCCCUCCAUUCUUUUAUUAAGACCAGCUAAUACUUUUGUUUUAGAUAUUAUACUUUCUUAGUACUCAGAUUUCCAUUGACUCUUUUUUUCCCCCAAUUUUAAAUACAGGUUUAUUUAAGACAGUGUGUUGUCCACUUAGAUACAGUGCUUAUAAAGUGCAAUGUUAUCUUGUUUCCUUGUGCACAUGUUCCAUAUUCAAGUAUUGAGAAUGUCCAGUAAUUUACUAUAGCAGCUGAACUUUGAAACUGCCACAGAACUUGCUACAAAUGUGGGUCCUUCCAUCUUUUACUGUGUGGAACAGUGCUGUGUCUACACUGGGCUUGGCUUGAUCAGUCUCUUCACUGUGGGUGCUGAAGAAGCACCACCAGAUGGAGGAGCUCCCCGACCAGGGAAGCCCCCAGGCAUUCUUCCUGGCAUGCCUCCUGCACUCUGGUACAGCUCGGUGGUGAUGGGUUGCAGACUUUCUGCUGAUGUUCAAAUUCUUGCUUUUCUGAAGGCUGGUUCUUAUCCAGACAGUUGAUGAUUUCAUUGCAUACGCAUUGACUCUGUGUUUUCUACUUCUCUGGUAAGAUUCCCUUUCUUUUUGUUUAUUACCAAUGUGUUUUCCUUUACCAUGUUGAAUAUAUUAUGGCAGUUACUUGAAAGCUUUUUUCUGCUAAUUCCAACAUCCAUGUCAUCUCAUUUGGCUUCUAAAAAUUCAUAACAUGUUUCUGGUUUCUUAUAUGUUAAAUGACUUGGGAUCAUAUUGUGGAUAUUGUGAAUUCUUGCUGUUUAGAUCAAAAAUGCACUUUUUCUUUCUUGUACUGAGAAAUAUUUCAAAUUUCAAUUUAGCUAUUUUAGCAUCAGGCUUAGCUCUUUAUAUGUGAUUCAGGGCUCAGCAGAGAGAUAGGGAGAAUUUAAAUUCAGAAUUUAGGGCUCCCUUUCUCUGGUUCCCUGCACUCAAGGAUUGCCAGCCCCUCUCCAACAGUUGUGGUGGCUCCUGGGUCCUUCUCCAUGUUCCUCAGGUCAGAGAAACUUAGGGCUCUCCAUCAGAUUUUAGUUACCUAUGCUGUGCCGCAGCUUGAUCUGCCCUUACACCAAAGCAGUAAAACCAGGAAUCUCACGCCAUGCUGAUCCCUCCCUCCAGGUUUUGGUGCUCUUUCCCCCCAAAUCUGCCAGCUUCUGUUUAUAGUUGGGCUUUCCUAUCCAUGGGAUGCAUUCCAAGACAUUCCACAGAUGCUGGAACCUUAGGUAGCAUGAACCCCUGUGUAUACAUAUGCUAUUUUUGCAUGGUUUUUGAAAAUAAUAACUUUUGGAAGUUCUAGUUCAAAUAUCAAAAUUUCACCUAUAUAAAGUAUGUUCAGUGGUUUCUAGUAAAUGGAGAGUUGUGUAACUACCACCACUAUCUAAUUUUAGUACAUUUUAAAUUAUCCCAAAGAGAAACCCUGUACCCAUUAGUAUCAUUCCCCAUUCCAUACACUCUUGCCUCCAAUCCCAGGCAACCAUGAAUCUGCUUUCUAUCUCUUUAAAUAUGUCUAUUGUAGAAAUUAUUUACAUAUGAUAAAGUUUAAUUUAAAAUCAGACACAGUAAGAUAUCAGAAACAAUAAGAACAAAAUGGGGCCGGCGCUGGGGCUCACUUGGUUAAUCCUCCUCCUGUGGUGCCAGCAUCCCAUAUGGGCACUGGGUUCUAGUUCUGGUUGUUCCUCUUCCAGUCCAGCUCUCUGCUGUGGCCCGGGAAGGCAGUGGAGGAUGGCCUAAGUGCUUGGGUGCCUGCACCCGCGUCGGAUACCAGGAAGAAGUACCUGGCUCCUGGAUUCAGAUUGGUGUAGCUCCGGCCGUGGUGGCCAUUUGGGGGGUGAACCAACGGAAGAAAGACCUUUGUCUCUCUCUCUCUCACUGUCUAACUCUACCUAUCAAAUAAAUAAAUAGAUAAAAAGAACAAAAUGGAGCAAUUAUAAUAAUAUACUAUAAUGAAAGUUAUGUGAAUGUGUGCCCAGAUUCUCUCUGUACUGUACUGUAGUUUUGGACCAUGGUUGAUUAAAGGUAGCUGAAACCAUGGGAAAAAAAACAGGAUGGGGGGAACUAAUGUACUCUCAAGAAUCCUCAGACAGUUGCUUUAUGUGUUUGAAAGUUUUGUAUUUAAUUGACACGGUUAUACAUAUUUGUGGGAUACACUGUCAAAUUUCAAUACAUGUAUAUGAGGGUACUUCAGAAAGUUCUAGGAAAUGGAAUUGAAGAUAAGUUUGUUUUGGUGCAAGAAAUUUUGAAAUACAUGCAUAGCUUUUUCAAAAUACACAUUUUUCACGAACUUUUUAAAGAACCCUUCAUAUAUUGUGUAACGAUCAAAUAGGGUAAUUAGUGCACCUGUCAAUACAAACAUCUAUCAUUUCUUUGUGGUGAGAACAUACAAAAUCCUCUCUCUGGCUGUGCUGUAGGACACUAGAAUUUAAAUGCUUAUGGAACACUGCUGUGCUGUAGCAUAUCAGAACUUAUUCCUUCUUUCUAGUGGUAAUCUUAUACUCAUUAACCAUUCUACCCUCCUUUUGUCCAGAAGCUACAUCUAUCUCUGGAAGGGUCUGUUAUGAACUACUUAGAUAUACUGGACCCAGCUUUAGACUCUAUGUUGUAAGUUUUGCUUAAAUAUCACAUUUAUCCAAGAAUUUAGUUGAGUAAUUUGUUUAUCUCUGACUUAAGGGUUGAAUAAAUAUCUGAAGAGGUAGAUAUCGAUAAAUGUACAUUCUUUUUUUUGUAAAAAAAUGAUUUAUUUAUUUAUUUGAAAGGCAAUUACAGAGAGAGGGAAAGGGAGACAGGGAGAGAGAGAGGGAGGGAGGGAGAGGGAGAGAGCGCUUCCAUCUGCUGGUUCACUCCCCAAAUGGUUGCAUGGCCAGGGCUGUGCCAGUCUGAAGCCAGGAGUCAGAAGUUUCAUUCAGGUCUCCCAUGUGGACACAGACCCAAGAACUUGGGCUAUCUUCCCCUGCUGUCCCAGGCACAUUAGCACGGAGAUGGAUCAGAAGUAUAGCACCCAGGACAUGAACUGGUGCCCAUGUAGGACGUGAGUGUUGUAGGCAGUGGUUCAAUCCGCUGCACCAGACCCUGAAUGUACAUUCUUAUCACAUAAGCUUUACCCCUGCUCAACAUAUGGAAGGUGAUUUUUAAAAACCAUUAUAAUGGGGGCAGGCACUGUGGUGUAGCGGGUAAAGCUGUCACCCACAGUGCUGGCAUCCCAUAUGGGCACCAGUUCAAGUCCCGGCUGCUCUACUUCCAAUCUAGCUCUCUACCAAGGCCUUGGAAAAUAGAAGAUGGCCAAAGUGUUUGGGCCCCUGCACCUAUGUGGGAGACCUGGAAGAAGCUCCAGGCUCCUGGCUUUGGAUUGCCUCAGCUCCAGCUGUUGUGGCCAUUUGGGAAGUGAACAAGGAUGGAAGAUCUCUCUCUUUCUCUCUGUCUUUGCCUCUCUGUAACUCUGCCUUUCAAAUAAAUAAAUAAAUCUAAAAAACAUUAUAAUGAAUUAGUAAAUUUAAGUAAAAAUAAAUACAGGAAGUGGGCAAAAUUUCUCAGUGAACACUUAGGUAUUUAUGAGAGCCAUGUGGCAUAAAUUAAAAUAUGAGACCUUUUUAUUAAGGAAAAGAGGGAGUGCUAUGAAAAUAUUUCUUUACAGCACUAUUUCUUUACUCUGAAAUAAUAAUUUUGGAGACAAAGGAAAAGUAGAUUAAUUGGCUUAUUUAGUACUUUUUAAAGAUAUAUUUUAUUUAUUUGAAGAGAAGGAGGGAGGAGGGAGAGGGGAAGAGGGAGUUCUUCUAUCAGCUGGUUCACUCCUCAAAUGGCUGCAAUGGCCAAGGCUGGGCCAGGCUAAAGCCAGGAGCCAGGAACUCCAUCUGGGUCUCCCAUGAUGGGGGGCAGGAGCUCAAGCAUUUGGGACAUCCUCCCAGGUGUUUGAAUAGUGAGCUGGAUCAGAAGUGAAGCAACUGGGACUUGAACUGGCACUCCUGUGGGAUGCUGACAUCAUGAUGUCAGCUCCUAUUUAUCAAUUGAGGAGAUAAGUAUAAAUAAACAGAUAAAUUUGAGGGAGCACUUUGGCAUAUUUAACUGAAAUUUGGAUGUGCAUCCUUUUACCUAAGGAUAAAUACACAGACAUGUGCAUGCAUAUACUUUUGGAAAUGUACCUAAAUUUCAAUCACAGAGUAAAAAUAAAUUAUGAACUAUCCACAUAGUGAAUAUUAUGUAGUCUUUAGUGAGAAGGAAGCAGUACUAUAUGUACUGACAUGAAAGGAUGUCCAUCAUUUUUUUAAGUAAAAGUGAAAAAAGUAAAGUUACACAAUAUUGGGUAGGGUAUGGUUCCAUUUUGGUAAAGUUCCUAGGUGUGUGUAUUCAUAUAUGCAUAGGUAAAGUCUGGAGGAAUGUACAGUUAUCUGUUCAUGGUUUAGUCUAUAGGAGAAAAAGAUUUUAAAGGACUUUCACUUUUACUGAUUUUAACAUUCUGAAUUAAUUGAAUGCGGCACAAGGAACAUUUUUUUAAAUAUUAAUCACAGGAAAUCUACAGCCUGACUUUAUCAGGGCUGUUGUUACUUAAUAGGUUAUCAAAUAUCAUAAUUGAUCCUUGGAAAGAAUGACUUUUUGUUUUAACUUGAAAAUCCCCUUUAUUUCUUAAUUCCUGCUAGUUUAAGGAGGACUAAAUUUCCCUAUCCUAUGAGGCAUGGCUGUCCAAUGUAUCCUAAAUGUACAAUGACUUAUGAAACAAUAAAUUUUUCAUAUACAGCUGAGAUUUUUAAAUGAACUUAUGAUAACUGGAUAAAAGCAAUGCUAGUUCUGCUGGAGAGUACUGUAAAAACCAAUCACAGGAGACUGUGAUGAAAUUUUAAUUAUAAAGGAUAUUGAAUAUCCUAAUGUGACAACUGUUAGAGUAGAUGUAACACUGAAUUGUGAAGAGGGAAAGCGAGAUUUUUAUUCAGUGUUGCUUGAAAGCAGCUCUGUAUAGUAAAUUGUUGAACGAUUCUAUUUCAACUUUCAUAUCUUAAAGUUACCAUUGUAUUUUCUUUGGUUCACUAGAUUUAUUAGGGAAUUGGCCAAUAGAAUUAGCUAGAGAAAAGUCACAUUAAAAUAAAGUGUUAAUUGAUUUGGGAGUUUUGUGUGUAUUUUCUUUGUGUUCUGUGCUGAAAAGCUGAAGCUGGCAUUAAUCAAAGCAUAUUGUUGUAGGUGCAGUUUGAAGGAUUUUGCGGUCUUUGAGACCACUAGCUCAGAGAUACCAUAUGAAUAGAAACUACCAGAUUUUUCUUCUCAAUCCUGUCAGCCAAGUAUAGCAUGUUUCCUUUGCUUGUGAUAGAAAAAAGAAAAAAAAGAAAACACUGAGGCAAAACUGAACAAUCUAGAAGUCAUUUACAAAUAGCUUUAAGAAGAUGAACUCAGGGGCCAGCACUGUGGUAUAGCAGGUGACGCCGCUGCCUGCAGUGCCGGCAUCCCAUAUGGGUGCCGGUUCUAGUUCAGGCUGCUCCACUUCUGAUCCAGCUCUCUGCUGUGGCCUGGGAAGGCAGUGGGGAAUGGCCCGAGUCCUUGGGCCCUGCACCUGCAUGGGAGACCAGGAAGAAGCUCCUGGCUCCUGGCUCCUGGCUCCUGGCUUCAGAUCGGUACAGCUCUGGCCAUUGCAGUCAAUUGAAGGGUGAACCAGUGGAUGGAAGACCUCUCUCUCUACUUCUUCUCUCUGUGUGUAACUCUGACUUUCAUAUAAGUAAAUAAAUCUUAAAAAAAAAAAAAAAAGAUGAACUCUGAUUAGGGAAGGGUUUAAAUGCUAUUAAUUACCUCAUCAAAAUUUCCUAAGGUAUCUUUUUCUUUUUUUAAGAUUUAUUUAUUUAUUUGAAAAUCAGGCAUACACAGAGAGAGGAGAGGCAGAGAGAGAGAGAGAGAGAGAGAGAGAGAGAGAGAAAGGUCUUCCAUCUGCUGGUUCACUCCCCAGAUGGCCGCAACAGCCAGAGCUGCGCUGAUGCAAAGCCAGGAGCCAGGAACUUCUUUGGGGGUCUCCCACACGGCUGCAGGGGCCCCAGGACUUGGGCCAUUUUCUACUGCUUUCCCAGGCCAUAGCAGAGAGCUGGAUUGGAAGUGGAGCAUCUGGGUCUCAAACCGGUGCUCAAAUGGGAUGCCGGUGCCUCAGGCCAGGGCAUUAACCCGAAAAGAGACAUUUAAAACUCGUAAAACAUAUUAACAUUUUUAUCUUAUUAGGGGGAUUUAUAUUUUAUGCACCUUUUUGUGUGCUGUACACUUAACCUCUGAAGGAAUUAUAAGAGAAUCUAUUAAAGCUGGCUCCUUGGCGCUACUCCGCCUGCAGCGCUGGCAUCCCAUAUGGGUGCCGAUUCUAGUCCUGGCUGCUCCUCUUCCAAUCCAGCUCUCUGCUGUGGCCUGGGAAAGCAGUAGAAGAUGGCCCAAGUCCUUUGGCUCCUGCACCCACAUGGGAAACCAGGAAGAAGCUCCUGGCUCCUGGCUUCGGAUCGGCGCAGCUCUGGCUGUUGCGGCCAUCUGGGGAGUGAACCAGUGGAUGGAAGACCUUUCUCUCUGUCUCUCCGUCUCAUUAUCUGUAACUCUACCUCUCAAAUAAAUAAAUAAAAUCUUUCAAAAAAUAAAAAAGAGAACCUAUCACAAGGAAUACAUGAACUGUAGAGUGCUAAGGUAUCAGGAUGCUAAGGGAAUCCCAAAAAAGGCAGCAAUUACUUGAUACUCUGAAUAUAUAAAUGGAUGAUUUUAAGAGUUUACCUUUCUUAGAGGUACAUGUUUGUCUGUUUCCAAGCAGCAAACACAAUGGGCAUAGAAAGCAGAAACUGGGCCUUCAGGAUAUGAACUCAGAUCACAUCUUGGAAAACAGUUCAAAUUCAAGGUGCCUUAACAGUAUCUAAAUGAAUGCUUUGGCUGGAAUCCACUUGGGAACAAGGAUGUUUUUUAGUGCCAGAUUCUCAUCUUAUUUUAUUCUGUGGCUAAAAUCCCAAAAAUUACAGAGGAGAAAUGGCCAAACAAGGUUUUCUAUUAAAAUAAGAGGCCUUGAGUGAUGAAUGAAAACUUGGAAUGGUUUUAAUGGCAAUACUCAAAGCCAAAAGUUAGCUUAAAUACCAACUUAAAGAAUUUGGGCAUGUAUUGACUCUCAAAUGGAAUAUUGGUACUAAUUUUAGUGAAUUAAAAACAUGGUUUAAUUUAGGAAGUUGCAAUUCUUGUUCCAGAAUAGCUUAGCUGGCUGCUGGAUUGACCUGAAUACUUGCUCCCUCUUUGUCUUGAGUCAUUGAUAAAAUGUUGAAUGGGGUAAAACUGAGUGUGGAUGCCUACAAUUUCCAACUAGAAUUUCCUUCUAGGUUGAAGUAUUCCAUUAAUAAACACCCUUGAGUGAACCAACGGAAGGAAGACCUUUCUCUCUGUCUCUCCCUCUGUGUGUAACUCUACCUCUCAAAUAAAUAAAUAAAUAAAAUCUUAAAAAAAAUAAACACUCUUGGGCACUGUUAUUCAAACAGUUAUGAAAUUACCAGCCGGCGCCGCGGCUCACUAGGCUAAUCCUCCGCCUUGCGGCGCCCGCACACCGGGUUCUAGUCCCGGUCGGGGCGCCGGAUUCUGUCCCGGUUGCCCCUCUUCCAGGCCAGCUCUCUGCUGUGGCCAGGGAGUGCAGUGGAGGAUGGCCCAAGUCCUUGGGCCCUGCACCCCAUGGGAGACCAGGUGAAGCACCUGGCUCCUGCCUUCGGAUCAGCGCGGUGCGCAGCGCGCCAGCUGCGGCGGCCAUUGGAGAGUGAACCAACGGCAAAGGAAGACCUUUCUCUCUGUCUCUCUCCCUCACUAUCCACUCUGCUUGUCAAAAAAAAAAAAAUUACCUAACUCUACUGUCUAGUGAAAAAUAUAGAAUUAUAAGAUAUUUUCUAAAUAAAUAACAACCUGUAAUAUUCUAUGAUUCUUGUUAGAACAUCUUGAUUGGGUAUACAAUAGAAAAAGUAAAACCCUAAAAUAACCAGCUUGAUUUUUUUCUAUUACCAUUACACAGUCUGUCUCAAAUCGUUAGCCUUUGUUGUCACUUUUCCAGAGAUGGCUUGAAUUGCUGCUAAGCAAUUUUGAGACACCUCAGCUGAGUAUCAAUAGUAUAUUUGUUUCUUAAAAUUAGAUUUAGAGGAUCCCUCCCUGAGAACCAAUUGUUAGUGGUAAAUAUUUAGCUGAUAUAUUCUGUCUGCAGGAAGGGAGAUGUGAAAAAAGUCAGCUGUCAUUUUUACAAAAAUCUUUUAUCUUCCCUACGAAUGGGCAUUGUACCUGUGAAUGCGUUGGAAAGUAUUUUCCUUCUGGAGAUGCAUGAAGAUCAGAAUCCUGUUCCUUUUUAACAAAAUGGAGCUUUAAAAACUACUUUGGGCCACAAUUAAACAUGAGGGAUGUGCCAUUUUUUAAAUUUUUAAAUGUUAAAUUUAUUUAUUUGAGUCACAGAGAGAACUCCCAUUUGCUGGUUUACUCUUCAAAUACUCCCAGAUCUGAGGCUGGGCCAGGAACUCAAAAACAGUACUCACGUGUGGGUGAAAUGGACCCUCCUACUUGAGCAUCGCUUGGUGCCUAUCAGAGUGCACAUUAGCAGGAGGCUGGAAUCUGGCGCAGAGCUGGGACUCAAGCACACGUGAUGCGGGUGUCUCAAGCAGCAUAAACCACGGGGCCAAACAUCUGCCCUAAGGAUGCUUGUUUGUCUACUUUUUAAAAACUAAAUAACAUAGGUUCUGUGGAGCAAUCUAAAGACACAAGGUACUUCUGUGUAUUGGCAGAUACUUUUAUAGUAGUCAUCCCAAAACUUGAUCAAACUAAUAAGCAUGUUCUUUGGCCCUAAGGCCAGAGGACUGUUUGUUUUCCCAAAGGAAAAUGAUUUGUAAUGAUGUUAAUAAUGAAGAAAGGAAAAUUUAUGUGAAUUAGGAAAGUUUAUGAGUGCCAGCAUUUUUCCUGUAGGCUUAAUUCUGUUGUGUUGUGAUUGGUUUUGUUCUUUUGCCCAGUGAUCUCAUCAUGGAUGCAUUUCACAAAUAUAAUUAAGAAACACAAUUGAGGAAUACUAUUUCGAAAUCCUUGUCUAGCAUAGGAGUAAAAGUACUGUAUCCUGUCUUUUCAUGGUUCUUCUUGCAUCAGGUCCCUUUGUUUUGAGCAAGGAGUAUCUUUAUAAUUUAUAAUUUUAAUAUGAAAUAGAGUGAUAACAUACUACUUUUGGGCACAGUCUUUCUUAGGGUCCAGCAACUUUAUUAGUGGCAUUCAGUUCUCCAAGUUUGAAAUGUUUCAUUUCAAAUUUUCAUUGGACAAUUUUAAAUGAAAAAAUCUGUAGGGAAACCAUUGCAGGUUCUUGAUUCCUUUGCCCAUAAGACAUGCUCUGUGUACAGCAAUGAGGGAAUGCCUGAGUUGUAGCAGCUGUUCAUGCAUUUGCUAAAAAUAGGAGUUGGAGAAAAUGAAGCAACUAACAGUUACUUAUUGAGAGUCUCUAAGAUUUCCUACACUGUGAAGGAGACACAGAAAUACAUGACAUGGCUCCUGUUAGGUUCUCAUAAUGAAAGAGAUAACAUUAAAGUAUUUAGAUGAAUAAAAGAAUGACAUAUAUCUCAGGGCUGGCGCUGUGGCACAGCAGGUUAAAGCCCCAGCCUGCAGUGCUGGCAUGCCAUAUGGGCACCAGUUCUAGUCCUGCCUGCUCCACUUCUGAUGCAGCUCUUUACUAUGGCCUGGGAAGGCAUGGAAGAAGACCCAGGUCCUUGGGCCCCUGCACACAAGUGGGAGACCCAGAGGAAGCUCUUGGCUCCUGGCUUCCCAUUGGCUCAACUCUGGCCUUGUGGCCAUUUGGAGAGUGAACCAACAGAUGAAAGAUCUGUCUCUGUGUCUCUACCUCUCUCUGUAACUCUUUCAAAUAAAUAAAAUCUUAAAAAAAUGACAGCAUUCAGAGAUGUGCUGCAGACUGUGAAAGUGUUUAAAAUAGACUCUGUUUCAUGGAUUAGGUGGGUUUUGAUCUGGGCCCUGAAAAUGUACAAGUAUAUAAGGCUUAGAAGGGGGUGGGUGGGAAGAAACUAUUUCUGCUCAGAAUUGCACAAAUGAAUUUACAAAAUUUAGUUCUGUUCAAAAAAACAUUAAUUGAGCAUCUCUGUGCCAAGCUCUAUACUGAGUGGUGGAGAUUACAGUAUAUAAAGGAACUACCCUGUACUCGGUUGCAAAAGUAUUUCUGUAUGUCCUAAAAAUGUGAAUCUCUUGUGAAGACACACAUCCUUUAAAGGAAAUCUUAUGACAGAAGUCUGUUUCUCUUGGUGAUAUAAAAAGGGGUUGGUUUUUUGUUUUUGUCUUGUUUUCAAAAUAUAGGCUAAAUUCUAGAGCUAAAUGAGAAAGCUUAACUUUGGUGCACUUUCAUCUUCCCCAUCAUCACAGGUUUCUUAUCUGGCAUCAUUAUAGAUGCAUGUCUGUGUUUGAUACUGAGGGGCCAUGCUAUAUAGAGACUGUCAACUAAGGUGUUACCUGGUAAUAAUAAACUGCUGCAUUUAACAGCGACAGUCACUGUACAAAUCGCUUGACAUAUAUUAUCUCAUGUAAUCGCAAUAGAUAUCACUCAAUAUUGUUUUCCCCAAUUAAGCCAAGCAGACUGAAGCUAAGCACAGCCACACACUGGCAGAGGUUUGCCUGACUCCAGGUUCUGUGUUCUUAGUAACUGUUCUGUUCUGCUUUCUAAUUGCUCAUUCUUGAAGGUCCAAGGGAAGGAAUGCAUAGUGGUGUGGGUGAGGCAUAAGCAUUAAUAUUUGCAGAACAGGCACUUACCAACAGUUGGAACAAUCACAUUCCAACAACUGGCAAGGUUGGCAGGAGCCUCAGUAGAGUAGUGUGGGGAGCUAAGUCAUCCUAGUGCCAAAUGCAGAGUACACUAUCUCUUUAAUACGCUCUCUUUGAAAAGGAGGGUGACUGUGUUGGCCCUGUGUUUCCCUUCCUAAUCUAAUUACUUGAGAGAGUAAACACUAGUUGGAGCUUCCGAUCUUAAAACAUCAAAAUGGACAACCUGGCAGGUGUCCUUGCUGGAAGAUGACAAGAUUGCUGAAAGACAGGUCCUGCUUUUUUCCCAAGACGUGACACUCGGGGACUUCCAUUACAAACAUCACUGAGCCUCUGUCACUCUAAUCUCUUCUGUAAGUGCCUGUGAUUUUUUUCAGGGGCACAGGGCCACGCAUGGUCAAUACCCAGUGGCCAGGUUUCUGAGCCGUGGGCAGAGGUGGCAGCGACUGGGAGGGCUGGGAGGCAAUGUGGGAAAGGAAGGUCACUUUUCCUGACAACUUAUAACUUGAUUCCACUUAUAAGCCAUUUGUUUUCAGAAAUAAGUAAUGGGUGAGGACAUAGGCCAGGCCUACAAUUUGUGCACUUGGGAGAUUAAGGCUCUGUGAGAUCAAAUUACCACGGCAAACAGAGACAGAGUUGCAGUGGGGAUGUUCAGGGAGGGUACAGACUGGGAAAAGCCAGAGUCCAGAGAAAGGAGGCAGGAAUAGAUUCUGAUGGAAAUUGCUUCCCACUCUGCAUCCUUGAGGGAACAAAGAGGACAAAUGAGCAGCAGCGGUGAUAGGAAGAAGCUGGGAGUUUUCUCUGGGUUAGAUUGGUUAGGGCGGGCAGACUUGGUAGUGAGUGCACUUAGCGGGUAGAAGGCAGGGGUACGCUAGGUCAGGCCUUUGAAAUCUAGGUGUUAGGAUUAAGACCUUGGCUCCCUCAGCUGUUCCUCGAGGAGGGAGGCAUGUCAAGUGUCAGGUCUUACUCUGGCUUUUUUCCAGUCCAGAGCUAGAAAAUGACCCACAGAGGGAGAUCUGAGAAGGCUAAAGGAUGCUGGGAGAUGAGGAAGAGAAAGGACAUUUUGGUGGGUGCUUUUGGCACGUGGAGCAAUAGAUGAAAACCUCUGUGGAAGACGAGAGAGAAGGCCUGGGAAGAAUGACACAGCAUGGAAAGACUUCCCUCUGCAUUCUCUGCUGAAGAGACUGCUGUGUGUUGCCUCUGCAGCAACACAAGGGAAGUCUUGGGGGCACAGAGAGGCAGAAGUCUGUAGGAGCCCUGUAUUUAUAGAAGAUGAGCUGCAGCCACUGAAAUAACUGGCAAUUGUAAAAAUAAAGCCCAGCCUCCCACGUUUUGCUUAAUAACAGAUUUUUUUUUUAAACUGCAAUGCAUUAAUGGAGUUGGAGUUCCAGCCUGGCUUGGGGGAUCAAGACUAACUCUUGAUUUCAUGGUUUUGCAGGCUCUUGAAAACAUUGUCAUUCAUUAAAGAAAAAAAUUAAAUCACUCUUGAAAGAAAAAGAUUUGAAGUAAGAUUAGGAAAAGGAUAGACUCUCUUAGAAUUUUUAUCAGGCUUUCCCCUAUUGUGAUCAAAACGGGUCAAGUAAGAUCCCUGUGCCGGCAGCUUCAUGGAGCCAAUUUUAAAAAGAGCAUUGUAAACACCGAAACGCUGGUGAUUUGCCAGGGCACACACGGAAAGGCUGGAUGUUGGAUCCCAGGCUUGCGCUUGCCACCCCCCACAUCCCCACUCCUCCCCCUUUGCCUAGGAGUUUAACACUUUCUGGAGUACUUCAGAGUGUUCCAGGGCAGGUCCUCCGCACCUGCAGAGCCCUUGCUUGCGAUUGUUUCCUUUGAAUGUUGGAGCUGUCGCCCAGGUGCCGGUACUUAACUGGGGCCCCUCCGUUUAUUUUUCUGGAUUGCGCUUGAAAAUUGUUUUCCUGGGAAGCUGAGAGCUGGAGUUCUAGGGACUUUACUGCUUUCCCCCACACUAAUCUCCUUACAAGACCCGUUAGGCAGGCGCGAGACCGUGGAGACUGGAUGAGCAGUGCGUUGGGGGCAGGGAGGAAGGGAGUGGCCGAGUUCCUGCGGUCGGCUGCUGGGAGCCGGCGGGUCCCGGCUGGGGAGGGGCCUGGAGCGGCUGGAGCGGCUGAGCAGUUCGGGGUCGCCGUCUGCCACCUGGGUGCGGAAUCCACGCAGGACUUGCUCAGCGCUCCCCCCGCCCCCUCCUCCUCCCCUCCUGCUUCCUUUUCCCUCCCUCUGGAGCAGCUACGGCUGCAGCCGCAGGAAGCCGAGCGGGGCUGAGCGGCUCCGACGCGAGCAGAGGCGCGGAGAUGUGGGGGAGUCAACGCAGGCGGCGGGGCCAGGAGCCCUUGGGAGGCCCGACGAGGGGAGCGGCCCCCGGCGUUUGCUAGCGCGUGAGCCGUGGGGGAGCGGCGCAGGGUGGCACGAGCGGAGGCGGAGGCGGGGCCCGGGCGCGGAGCACGGCUGGGGACGCUGCUGCCUCCGGCCCUGCCCCGCUGCCUCCGGCGCGGCCGGUGGCUAUGGAGCAGGCGGGCACCAGACGUGGGGCCACAGAGCGUCCACGAUCCCGGGGGCCCAUGCCCUGGCUGCUGCUGCUGCCUUUCCUGAUGCUGCUGCUGCUCCCACUGCCGGGCCCAGCGGCCUCCCAGCUACGAUACUCGGUGCCGGAGGAGCAGGCUCCCGGCGCGCUCGUGGGCAACGUGGCUAGCGCGCUGGGGCUGGAGCUGCGGCGUCUGGGGCCCGGCUGCCUGCGCAUCAACCAUUUGGGGGCACCCAGCCCGCGCUACCUGGAGCUGGACCUGGCGAGUGGAGCGCUCUUCGUCAACGAGCGCAUAGAUCGGGAGGCGCUGUGCGAGCAGCGGCCUCGCUGCCUGCUCAGCUUGGAAGUGCUGGCGCACAACCCCGUGGCGGUGAGCGCCGUGGAGGUGGAGGUACUGGACAUCAACGACAACUCGCCGCGUUUCCCGCGGCCCGACUACCAGCUUCAGGUAAGCGAAUCGGUGGCUCCCGGAGCGCGCUUUCACAUAGAGAGCGCGCAGGACCCCGACGUGGGCGCCAACUCGGUGCAGACCUACGAGCUCAGCCCCAGCGAGCACUUCGAGCUGGACCUUAAGCCCCUGCAGGAGAACAGCAAGGUGCUGGAGCUGGUGCUGCGGAAGGGCCUAGACCGCGAGCAGGCAGCUUUGCACCACCUGGUUCUCACAGCCGUGGACGGGGGCAGCCCGGCUCGCUCCGGCACAGCCCAGAUCUCUGUGCGUGUCCUGGACACGAAUGACAACUCUCCCGCCUUCGACCAGACCACUUACCGCGUCCAGCUGCGGGAGGACGCGCCCCCAGGCACACUGGUGGUGAAGCUGAACGCCUCAGACCCGGACGAGGGCUCCAAUGGCGAGCUCAGCUACUCCCUGAGCAGCUACACGUCAGACCGGGAGAGGCAGCUCUUCAGUAUCGACGCCAGCACCGGGGAAGUGCGAGUAAUCGGGGCGCUGGAUUACGAGGAGGCCUCCUCCUACCAAAUCUAUGUGCAGGCAACCGACCGGGGUCCAGUGCCCAUGGAGGGUCACUGCAAGGUGCUGGUGGACAUCGUGGACGUGAAUGACAAUGCCCCGGAGGUGGUGCUCAGGGAUCUCUACAGCCCGGUGUCCGAGAAUGCUACACCCAACACCCUUGUGGCCCUUCUCAGUGUCAACGACCAAGACUCCGGCUUGAAUCAGAAGGUGAGCUUGGGCAUGGAGGCCACUCUGCCUUUCCGACUGAGCGGCUUUGGCAACCCCUACACGCUGGUGGUGAGCGGCCCCCUGGACCGGGAGCGGGUGGCCGCCUACAACAUCACGGUGACCGCCACUGACGGGGGAAUACCACCGCUCACGUCCCAGCGGACCUUGCAGGUGGAGAUCUCUGAUGUCAACGACAAUCCGCCGAGCUUCCUGGAGGACUCCUAUGCCAUCUACAUCCAGGAGAACAACUUGCCAGGUGUCCUGAUGUGCACGGUACAGGCCACAGACCCUGAUGAAAAAGAGAAUGCGGAGGUGACCUACUCUCUCCUGGAGAGGGAGAUUCAAGGGCUGCCAGUCACCUCCUAUGUCUCCAUUAACAGUGCCAGUGGCAGCUUGUAUGCCGUGAACUCCUUUGACUAUGAGAAGUUUCGGGAGUUCUUUGUGACGGUGGAGGCCCAGGACAAGGGGGUCCCAUCGCUGAGCAGCACUGUGACCGCCAAUGUGUAUGUGGUGGACGUGAAUGACCACGCCCCUCACAUCCUGUACCCUACCUCAACCAAUUUGUCUGCAGCCAUUGAGAUGGUGCCUCGAACUGCCCCUGCUGGCUACCUGGUCACGAAAGUUAUAGCCAUGGACUCGGACUCUGGGCAGAAUGCAUGGCUCUUUUACCAUCUAGUCCAGACUUCUGACCUGGACCUCUUUAAGGUGGAGCUGCACACAGGAGAAAUCAGGACUACCAGGAAGAUGGGAGAUGAGAGUGGCACCACCUUCAACCUGACCGUGGUGGUCCGAGACAAUGGGGAGCCAAGGCUGUCAUCCUCUGUCGCCAUUACAGUGGCCGUGGUGGACAGGGUUUCUAAAAUCUUCCCCGACACGCAAAGACACGUGAAGAGCCCUCGGACAUACUCUGAAAUUACACUUUAUCUGAUAAUUGCAUUAAGCACAGUGUCUUUUGUAUUUCUUUUGACAAUCAUUGUUUUGAGUAUCAUCAAGUGCUACCGCUACACUGCGUACGGCACUGCUUGCUGUGGAGGAUUCUGCGGCGUGAGAGAGCGGUGCCCUGCGGAACUCUACAAGCAGGCCAACAACAACAUUGAUGCCAGGCUACCCCAUGGCCUCAAAGUGCAGCCUCACUUCAUUGAGGUUCGAGGGAAUGGCUCCCUCACCAAGACUUACUGCUACAAGGCCUGUCUGACAGCAGGCUCAGGGAGUGACACGUUCAUGUUUUACAACACAGGCGCCCAGACAGGACCAGGGCCUGGGGGGGCCCAAGCGGCAGUGACAGACAGCAGGCACCUCACAGGCCAAAGUGGGCAGAGUGCUGGGAACCUGAUUAUUCUCAAAAAUGAGGCUGUUUCUCAAAAUGAGCCUCGGCAGCCGAACCCUGACUGGCGUUACUCAGCCUCCCUGAGAGCAGGCAUGCACAGCUCUGUGCACCUGGAGGAGGCCGGCAUUCUACGGGCUGGUCCAGGAGGGCCUGAUCAGCAGUGGCCAACCGUCUCCAGUGCGACACCAGAACCAGAGGCGGGAGAGGUGUCCCCUCCGGUCGGCGCUGGUGUCAACAGCAACAGCUGGACCUUCAAGUACGGACCAGGCAACCCUAAGCAGUCCGGUCCCGAACCUAAAAAGCAGACCCAAGUUUCCUUUCUCCUCCGCCGCAAAGGAGAGGCUUCCCAGCCCCGCCAGUGAGAGGUUGGACUCUCUGCCCUGUGCUCCGGGGAUCCUGUCUUGAUGACACUCGCAGGGCAGGUUGCAAGGUUUUGAGGUUGAGCAGCUUGGGUGUCUGUGGCCACUGGGUAUGUGUGACCCCUGUGGGCAUGUGAGUGCCAGACACGGGCUGGGAUGGGCCGGACAAGCCUAGUGGGGACAAGAAGGGCUGGGAAGUAAAGGCAGACAGACAGCAGGAGUCACCAGUUUGGAGGGGAAACGUGAAAGUGAAAAGGACCAGACUUUCUAAACCUUACGACUCAAGAGGUGGCGGCCACCGUCUUGUGGACAAAACUACCCUCAGUGACAAGGCUUUAGGGGCUCCUAAAGUCUGUUGGCUGUGGGUCAUCAAUCAUGAACCCUGCAUUAGACCACAAGCCAGUAGUGCAGUGUCUCACAGAGGGCUAGCCAGGGCAGCAGAAGCAGACCUGCCGUGUUUCCUGUAUAUGUCCUUGUGCUCACUUUACUCAGAAUUCUUUUGCACACAAUGUUUAUGAAAAGGCCAAGUCCUUUUCUGACAACACAUAUGCAAAAGCAAAAGAAGAAAGAAAACCCCAACACCUCACUUUAUGCUGUUUGUUGUUUGAUAGAUUUAUUUAAAAAAGAGAAAGUCUAUUGCUAUAGAUCUUUAAAAGAGAAAUAUGAUGAAUACAUUCCCCCUAUACUCCCCUCAAAAAGAGAAUUCAGCCAUUUAAAUGAUCGUUGCUGCUACAGAAGUGCUUUAAGAGAAUUGCCUGAAACAUCUGUAUUAUACCGGCCACCUGCCAAUCACAGCUUUACUCUUUCAGGUCACUCUGGGGGCUGCCUCUUGCAUGUAUUAAUUACUAAAUAAAAAGAUCUUUCUCUCUCUUUUCUAAGAAACAAUUAUGUGCACUUUGAAUACACAACCUUCUCUAACCAACUAUAUCGAGACCCAGAAAUUGAAGGAAAAUGUUCUUUUCUCAUACAUACAGUGAGCAGAUUUUUCAAUUCUCUGAUUCUGUGACUUGUCUUGGUGUGCUAGCCUUACACCUUCUCUUUGGUUUAGUUACCCUUUUCUAGAACACUCUGAAUUGCUAAUCUUACUAACACCUAUGAUGUUACCUGAAAUCAAUCUCCCAUAUGUAUGCUGUAUGCUAAUAUAAGACUCCUGAAAUAUUCUUAACUCUGUGCUUGUGUAUGUGAAUGUUAAUGCAACUAUUACCUAGAGUGAACUUUAAGCUUUAUUGUUGAAUGUAACUCCAUUAUAUUUCCUUUUGUACACCUGUGAAAAAGUGGAGUAGUGUUUUUUUAACCAUUGUUAAUCAGCUUUUGUGUAUAAAAGACACAGUAAAAUUUCUUUCUUAAAUCAA